GAUCAUGGUUCCCAGCCAACAUUAGUCCUGCCGCAAAGUGAUGCGACACGAUCGCGGCAGCAUGCAUGGAAUGCAGCCCGCCAAAUCCAACUGGAUCGCGUCGCACAAUUAUCCAACGGCAACAGCGGCGAGAGGCGUGAACCAGACUGCACAGCGGAGAGCUCGAACAGCGAUACCUUCACAAGACUUCGAAGUCAUGAGCAUGAAGAAGGUCGAGUGGCUGAUGAAGAUGGCUGUGAUGUCGAUCGCGAGCUGGAUCUGCCGUGGAAGACUAGAGAUACAGGUUCUGCAAAUUUAAGUGUUUUGAUCGCUAACUGUGGUUUCGGUCCAGCUGCAGAGUUACCGGAAUCCUUUUCAGACCGUGGCGGGGCUUGCUCACGCGGUCUACCAAGGAUCAUGAGCUCGAAGAGGUCUUGUAUUAUGCGGUGCAGACUGAGAAGCGGCAGGGUGAGUUGCCAUGCUGGUGCUUUUGAGAAACCUCCAGGAUCCAGUGCGGCGUUAAUGGAGACGAUUACCAGACAGACUACUUGCACGAAUGCUGCCAUGUGA
Messenger RNA from Scutellospora calospora, 549 nucleotides. NCBI's taxonomy places the organism in Eukaryota, Fungi, Glomeromycota, Glomeromycetes, Diversisporales, Gigasporaceae. The record is from the annotation of a GenBank genome assembly.